GACACGUCCUCUCCCUCUUGGCUCCGCCAUCCCUAAGACUCCUUCAAGGCAAGGGUGCAUUGGGUGGGUCUGCUUGUGAAAAGGGCAUUCUGAUCCCAUCCCAUCCCUUUAAUCUUUCUAUUGCUUAUUGUCAAUGGAGGAAAGCAGUCCUACAGCAAGGGGGAAACAUGUACAGCUUACUUUUGUUCUAAGGAAAUGGAAGUUGAAGGCGAUCCAAGAAAUGGUCUUCAUUAAUAAGUUUGCUAUGUGUCUUGAAGACCAGAAUAAGAAAACAAAGGAAAUGAAAGCCUUCAGUUGUGGCUCCAAAAUGAGUUCUCUCCAGUUUAUUUUCAUCACUUUCUUAGUUAUUCUGCCUGUUGACAGUGUUAAUUCAAUGCAGCUGACAGUGAUUGGACCACUCCACCCAGUCACUGCCUCUCUGAGGGAGGACAUUGUGCUCCACUGUUACCUGUUCCCCAGGACAAAUGUUCAGAAUAUGGAGAUAACAUGGUUCCGUUCCCAGAACUCUUCAUAUGUACACCUUUAUCGCAGUGGCAAAGAUCAUCUGGAACAGCAGCAACCAGAAUACCAAGGAAGAACAGAAUUUUUAAAAGACGGCAUCGGGGAUGGAGAGAUUGGGCUGAAAAUUCUUAACAUUAGCCUUUUUGAUGAGGGACACUACCACUGCUCUGUUAAGAAUGGGAGUUUCCAACAGGAAGCCACAUUAGAUAUGAAAGUGACUGCAUCAGGGCCUGCUCCUCUCCUUUCCAUUGAAGGUUAUCAAGACAGAGGGAUCCGAGUGGUUUGCCGUUCCAGUGGCUGGUAUCCAAAGCCUGAGGUCCUGUGGCGAGAUCUCAGGGGGAGGCCUCUGCCUACACUGGCAAAAACAAAUUCCCAGAGAAAUGAUGGGACAUUCAAUGUACAAAGUGACAUCAUUCUAAGAGGAGGUUCAAACUUGACUUGUGUUAUCAGAAACAACCUUCUUGAUCUGGAAAAGGAAUCCACCAUCCAUAUAACGAAUCACGUCUUCCCCAAAAUCUCAUCCUGGAUAGUAGCUCUAUGUCUUUCCCUAACAGCUGUGGUUGGACUCACUAUAUUUAUUUUUUAUCUACUGAACAGAAACAAAAAGCUGACCACAGAACUGGAUUGGAGGAACAUGGUGAUACCAAUAGAAAAAGCAAACAUAGUUCUGGAUCCAGACACGGCCAACCAUGACCUGAUCCUGUCCGCAGACCAGAAAACCGUCAUACAGGGAUUCAUGUGGCAGAGCCUACCAGACAAUCCUAAGAGAUUUAAUAUAGAGCGCUGUCUGCUGGGAAGGGAGGGAUUUUCCUCCGGGAAGCAUUAUUGGGAAGUAGAAGUCGGAGAGGAGGGGUACUGGGCCUUGGGAGUGGCUAGAAAUUCCAUGAAGAGGAAGGGAAGGCUCAUCCUUGUCCCAGAGGAAGGAAUCUGGGCAGUGGGGAAGGACCGGCUCCAAUACCAAGCUCUUACCGUCCCCAAGACCCCUCUGGCUCUGAAGAAGAAGCCCAGGAAACUCGGGAUUUACUUGGAUUAUGAGAUGCAACAAAUUGCCUUUCAUGAUGUCAAUCACCAAACACAUAUAUUCACCUUCUUCUCGGCUGCGUUCAGUGGGGAAGUGAUCUUCCCCUUCUUCUAUGUAGGGGUAGGGUGCUGGCUUAGGCUCUGUCCUUGAUGGCUUCCUUUUAAGAGGUUCAAUCAGCCAAUGAAAUACGAUAGAGCUAUCCUUCACAUUCUGUGGCCGGUCCUAUCAUUAAGUAGAGACAGGCAGCUCAUUUUCCGUAUCUUGCAAGGGGUGUAAAUUGUCAUUUAUGGAUCCCUUCUUCUUACUACAGCUUUACAGUCAUGAAGAGGGAGAAGCUUCUAUCUUUUGACUAGGUGGAAGGAUGUCACUCACCUCAGGCAAGAAAAGUUUGAGGCCAGCCCUCUCUAUGCCUUACUUACUUGUUGCUGAUUUAUCUUAAGUUGUUUCCUCCACUUGACCCCCCACAAUCCUGGAAGUGGGUCAGGAAUGGGGAAACAACCUUGCAGCAAUAGGCUAAGGUGUGCAGGUGUAUUAUAGGUGUAUUAUGUGAGGGGGAGAGCAACAUUUUUUGCAGUCAGGGAUUACAUUCUUUUUUUUAAAAAAAUUUUCAGCCUCUAUGAGAUCCUGGGGACAUGGUAGUGACAUAGUUAUGAAUGGAGGCUAGAAUUUUAAGCCUUUUUUCCCUCUUUUUUGGGGUUUGUUUUUAAAAUAGGAUACUGUAUUAAUGCAGUGGGAGGCUUAAUGCACCUACUCUGAGGCUUAGUUAUUUUUUAAAAAUCGUGAACAAUCUUGUUCUUAUAAUUCAGCAAACUAAGGCUGGGUUUGGGAAGAUGGUCUUGACAGCCCUGGAAAUAAAAUGGAGAGAGCCAGGCUGAGCAGCUUGUAAUCCACAGGUUGCCUCUCAUGAGCGAGGGAAAGGGAAUGUGCAGGGUGGAAGAGAAGGUUGUUUAUUCAGUGCAUCCUCCCUGCAAAUUCUUCCCUUGCUCCCUUUGAACAGGAAUGGGUACAGAUAGUCCUCACUUAGCAACCACAAUUGGGACUGGCAACUCCAUCGCUAAGCACUGCGGUCGUUAAGUGAGACAUCCCGUGACCGCACCUUGCAGUUUUACUGCCAGUUUAUCCAUUAAUUCUGAUUGUUGGGAGCUGGUUGUGAAGCACACGAAUGGCAAUCAUGUGGCUGCAGGACGCUGCAAUGGUUGUAAAUGCAAG
Molecule: messenger RNA, 2731 nt
Organism: Python bivittatus (Burmese python)
Lineage: Eukaryota; Metazoa; Chordata; Lepidosauria; Squamata; Pythonidae
Product: butyrophilin subfamily 2 member A2-like
Biological process (GO): regulation of cytokine production; T cell receptor signaling pathway
Cellular component (GO): external side of plasma membrane
Molecular function (GO): signaling receptor binding
Source: RefSeq, a predicted model, not a curated record